AUGGCUUCCUCGCUGCCCCGAUUGCCGAUUUUCGAGGCUAUCAAAGGUCAUGAUUCGAAUUCGACUUGUAUUGUGCAUUCGAAGAGCGGGAGACGCUUUACGUAUGGGGGCUUGUUGGGGGAUGUGAGGGAUGCGAGGGAUAGGUUGGUGAAGGAGGGAGGGGGUGGGAUUGAGGGGCAGAGGAUAGCGUUUUUGAUUGAGAAUGGCUAUGAUUAUGUGGUGACGCUGCUUUCGAUUAUUGGAGCACAUUCGAUUGCGAUCCCGAUGAGUCCUGCGUUUCCGCCGCAUGAGCUGCAGUAUAUUAUGGAUCAUAGCCAGGCGAGCAUGUUGCUUGCUUCGAAGAAGUUUGGAGAGAAGGCGCAGCAGGUUAUUGAUGAGGGGUUGGAGGGGACGCCGAAGUUGGUGAAGGUGGAGAAGAGAUUGGAAGGGAAUAAAGAUGGAGAGCGUGUGGAGUUGGAGGGAACUGGUGAGGGAAUGGGGGGGAUGAUGCUGUAUACUUCGGGGACUACAAAUAGACCGAAAGGAGUAUUAUUGCCAACCUCUGUUAUGACGGCUCAGGCAACGCCUCUUAUCAAGGCUUGGAACUAUACCCCACAGGAUCAUCUUCUACAUGUCCUUCCUUUGCAUCAUAUUCAUGGCACAAUCAAUGCCAUUCUCGCCCCAUUAAUCGCUGGCUCGACGAUAGAAUUCAUCUUUCCAUUCAAUGCGACUGCGGUUUGGUCGCGCUUUGCUGCUCCGUUUCUAGAAACGAAUGGCGCUUCUACUAAUGGCCAUACUAAUGGACUCUCCAAUGGCCACACCCACUCGUCACCAAAAGAAAAGAUCUCUUUUUUCACGGUUGUACCAACAGUAUAUAAUCGAUUGUUAUCAACAUUUUCAGACCUCACACCAGAAUUACAAGAUGCGGCGAAGAGUGGCAUUUCCCCAUCGAAUCUCCGUUUGAAUAUCUCCGGCUCCGCUGCUCUUCCUACACCUACCAAAAAGGCUUGGACAGAUCUUUCAAAUGGAAAUGUCAUACUAGAACGCUACGGAAUGACCGAGGUCGGAAUGGCUCUUUCCUGCGGCCUGUCCAACUCUGAUCGUGUUGAUGGAAGUGUAGGCUGGCCACUACCAACCGUCGAAGUCCGCCUGGUGGACAUAGAAACAGGUGAAAUCAUCCAACACGGCGAAGAGACCGAUUCUAGCGGUCGAGAACGCGAUGGCGAAAUCCAGCUUCGCGGUCCUACAAUCUUCAAGGAAUACUGGCGGAAUCCUGAAGCUACUGCCAAAGAGCACGUCGGAGGAGAAGACGGUAAGGGUCGCUGGUUUAAGACAGGCGAUGUGGCUGUUCGUCGUGCCGUUCCUACCGCUGGACAGAAUAAAUAUCAAGCCGAUUGGGCCUCCGGACCGCUGUAUUUCAUCCGUGGCCGUCUGUCUUCUGAUAUCAUCAAAUCUGGAGGUGAAAAGGUUUCUGCGUUAGAGGUGGAGAGGGAAUUACUUUCAUUGCCGCAGAUCGAGGAGGCGGCUGUAGUUGCUGUACCUAGUGGGAAAUGGGGGCAGAAGGUUGGGGCGGUGGUAAUGCUCAAGAAGGGUAUGGAGAUGAGUCCGAGAGGAAAUGGGAGGGUUUGGGGGCCGUUGGAUAUGAGGAAUGCGAUGAAGUCGCGGUUGGCGGGGUAUAAGAUUCCGCAGGUUAUGAGGGUUGUGGAGGAGAUUGAGAGGAAUGCUAUGGGAAAGAUUAAUAAGAAAGUCUUGGUUAAAAAGGUAUUUGUCGAUGAUGUAAGUGGGGAUGAGGUGUAA
Messenger RNA from Glarea lozoyensis ATCC 20868, 1776 nucleotides. RefSeq names its product Acetyl-CoA synthetase-like protein. Gene Ontology annotation, biological process: fatty acid metabolic process. Lineage: Eukaryota; Fungi; Ascomycota; Leotiomycetes; Helotiales; Helotiaceae. The transcript is spliced from 4 exons. The coding region runs from base 1 to 1776 and encodes 591 amino acids. Gene Ontology annotation, molecular function: medium-chain fatty acid-CoA ligase activity. The record is from RefSeq and is a predicted model, not a curated record.